UGAUUUUAACAUGUAUUAUUUUUGUAGGAUGGAAUAUCAAAUGAACAACAAUCUGAGAGCUCAUUUGGGAAAAGUUACCACUUAUCGUAACUUUUUCAGCUUUGCGACAGUGAUUGAAGGGCUGGACGAGGAGCACAUCGAGAUACUCCAUCGAUCGUUUUUAUGGUCCUUCUAUCCAUUGAAGGGCGUGCAAUUCUCUGGACAGAUUAUUGAUUCCUUAUUACUCCAGCUGCUUAAACCAGUCGAUGACGAUCAGCUUUAUUUUGCUAUGGGGGACGGGAAGGUAUCGAGAUUCUCGAUCCUUGAAUUUGCCCUCAUUACAGGUUUGAGAUGUACUGGAGAAGAAGAAGUGAGAACUCGUAUUAUACCAAAUAAAAGGUUAUUGAAUUUAUGUUUUGGAGGUAAAGGGCCGGUUACACCACCACAGUUAGAGGACGCAUUUAGGAGAUGCGAUCACAUGUUAGACAAGUUGAAGUUAGGUUUGGUGUAUAUAUUGGAGAGUAUAUUGAGGUGUCGACAUCGUAGGACGUCGAUUGACCUUUUUUCAUUGGAUGUUGUUGAUGAUAUCGAUGCUUUCAACAGCUUUUCAUGGGGUCGGAGAUGUUACACCGAUACUCUUCACGUAUUUAGAAGGGUACAUACUAUGCCGAAAUCGGAAAUGGGCGAGCGCAAAUAUGAUGUAUAUGGCUUUUGCAUGGCUUUGCAGUUGUGGGCAUAUGAGGUUAUCCCUACUUUGGGUAGCAAAUGGGCGAUCAGAAGGGAGAUUAACUGCCCACGAAUGCUUCAUUGGCGAGCACAUGAGAAGCCAUCGGCUAAGAUUUGACAGUUAUCCUCAACGAUCCUCAGUUCAUGCUGAGUUGGUUGUUUCGAUGAAAGAAGAAGAUCAAAUAUAUGUACGUGAAUUACAUGUUCCACCUACUGAAAACGAUCCAGUGUUUGAGUCUGUUCCGAAUAGAAAUAGAGAGCGUCAUCCAGUAGAACGACGAGCAUUUUCACUUAGGAGAUUUCCUUCACAUCCACCGAUGAGAUCUCCGUCGCCUCCACUGAUGAGAUCACCUCUACCGCCAUUAUCACAUUCUCCGAGGAGAUCUCCAUCUCGCGCACCCACCCAUCUCUCACGUGGAUCGCCUGCACCCAGUCAGACCCGUCAUUCAGAUGAUUUCUUUGCACGCAUGACUGGUAUUAUUAGAGAGGAGUUGGGAAUGAUGCGACGUGAUUUUACGACAGAGGUAGUAGCACUACGAGAGGAGAUAGGGUUGUUGCGACGGGAUUUUACGAUAGAGGUAGUAACACUACGAGAUGAGAUUGGAGUGCUGCGAUGAGAUAUAGGAGACCUUCAUACCGAAGUUGCAGCACUUCGAGGUGGAGGUGCAGGAGGAGGCCGAGAUAGAGGGGAUGGAGGAAGGGACAGGGGUGUCGGAAUGGGUGAUCGAGGAGGUAGCGGAGGGGAUACCAGAGGUGGUAGUAGAGGGGGUUGCAGAGGGCGAGAAGACGCCAGAGAUGACAGAUGACGAUGUAAUAUUUGUGUCGGAGGGGGUGAUGGAGGUGCGAAGGGUAAGAAGCGUGCUAAUGACGCGCCAGAGCUGAUGGUCGGUAAGAGAUCGAGAUUGUCAUCACAGUACAUCGUCUCCCCAUACACGAUCGAGGCGAAGAGAAGAGGGUUUGUUGAUGGGACGUUUCCCAAUCUUUUUUGUGACGUCGACCCGGUGAUUGGUUCAAAUCCCUUAAGUUCGACUAUACCAUCGACAGUAUGAUUGUGCUCAACGCUAAAAAGUGGUUCGAAAAUGUAUUGACGACCUCAGCUUGACUCGCCGAUGAUCAUAUCAACUUGGCUAUGGAAUUGUUACGCAAUCGGGCUCAGAGAUACCCGAGAUCUUAUGACAGUCCUAGUCGAGUUAUCCUAAACUCUGAGUUUGUGUGGUAGAUAUUGAGCAUCACGAGCUCCUAAGCAAGAGGAAUGAAUAUGUUCUGUCUGAGUACAUGCUGGAAUGGAUGAUCGGGCUACAGCUGAGGUGCGGAAAGUCGUGGACGGAUUGUACAUGUAUGUACAUUCCAGUGAUCGCGAACUCACACUGUUUUUCAAUGGAGAUCGUAUUUGCUAAUUCCACUAUGUAUGUGUACGACUCUUAUCAUAGCUGUCUGACACAAAGUCAACUGGAGCAAAUAUUGGAGCCAAUAGCUGUGAUCGUGCCCAUGAUGGCUAGUCAUGCGAUGAUCGAGCAAAUGACAAAUUAGUCAUUGUGCAGAACGAGACGACGGCAAGACAAGAAAGAUCGGGCAACUGUGACUUAUUUGCAAUAAAGUACAUAGAAUUUUUUAGCAUUGGUUGCAAUGUUGAUACAAUAAAUCAGUCUUGGAUUGAUACGUGGAGGCAUAAAUUAGCUUGUGAUUGUGAUCCUUAGUGCAUUGUAUAUUAUUUUAUUAAAAUGUAAAUGUUGCUUACUUCAGUA
Olea europaea var. sylvestris is the source of this 2450-nucleotide messenger RNA. RefSeq lists its product as uncharacterized. Lineage: Eukaryota; Viridiplantae; Streptophyta; Magnoliopsida; Lamiales; Oleaceae. The transcript is spliced from 7 exons. Bases 552 to 1322 code for a protein of 256 amino acids. The record is from RefSeq and is a predicted model, not a curated record.